Molecule: messenger RNA, 1173 nt
Organism: Humulus lupulus (European hop)
Lineage: Eukaryota; Viridiplantae; Streptophyta; Magnoliopsida; Rosales; Cannabaceae
Exons: 1
Coding region: 1-1173 (390 amino acids)
Source: RefSeq, a predicted model, not a curated record
AUGAAGGUUAACUUAAGCAAGUCUCAAGUCUUCUUCAGUGGUAUCUCUGCUCAGGAAAAAUGCCAACUACAGCUACUGUUAGAGUUAGAAGAGGGUUCCUUCCCCCUGAAAUACCUUGGAGUCCCUAUGAGACCCACAAAAUGGAAAGCGGCUGACUGCAGUGAAAUUCUUAAAAAGAUAAAGCUCAGACUUCACACUUGGUCAAGUAGACAUCUAUCCUAUGCAGGGAGAGUUCAACUCAUCACUUCUGUUCUUAUGGGGUUGAGAAAUUACUGGAUGAACAUCUUUUUACUGCCUCAAAGUAUAAUCAAAGAAGUGGACAAGCUUUGCAUGUGGUUUCUUUGGGGUAAUGAUGGAACUAGGAGCAAAUUUCAUCUUACUUCUUGGUCUACGGUUUGUUUGCCUAAAGCUUUUGGUGGUUUGGGGUUUGGAGAAGGGUCUAAGUGGAAUAAGGCUUUGCUUGGCAAGUAUAUCUGGGCUAUAAGCCAUCAGCGGGAAGCAUUAUGGGUAAAGUGGGUUCAUGCAGUGUAUUUAAAGAGCCAAAACUUUUGGCAAUACCAACUUAAGGCUGAUUCUAGUUGGUAUUGGCGCAAAAUCUGUCACUUACGUGAGAUGUUCUCUCAAGAGGAGAUUGAAAAGGCUGGUAAUACUGGAAGAUUUAAAGUUAGACAGCUGUAUACUGGACUGUUUCAGCUUAUCCCUGUCAAUUACAACCAAUUUGUUUGGAACAGAGUGAGUGUUCCUAAGCAUAGGUUCAUCACUUGGCUUGCAGUCAAUUCUAAGUUGCUAACUAGGGACCACUUACAAAGAGUGAUGCAGCUGGAAUCUUCUCUUUGCCCGGUCUGUGAUCAAGAGUUGGAGAGUCAUAGUCAUCUGCUAUUUGGGUGUUACUUCUCUCAGCAGGUUGUUCAAAAGAUUCAUGACUGGUUUGGCUGUUCUUGGCCUAUUAUAUACUCAGACUGGUGCAGAUGGAUUGGAGGUAUGAGUAAGGGGGUUAGAGCUUCAAAAGUGGCAGCUGUGUUCUCUGCUACAGUCUACUAUGUGUGGCAUAACAGAAACAUUUGUGUUGUUCAUAAUUACUCUCUUAGUAUUAUGGUUGUAGUUGAGUUGAUAAAAAAUGCCAUUAAGUGUAGACUGAGUGCGUUUUUCUCUGAUGUUGUUGUAAAGCUGUGA